Molecule: messenger RNA, 4643 nt
Organism: Erinaceus europaeus (western European hedgehog)
Lineage: Eukaryota; Metazoa; Chordata; Mammalia; Eulipotyphla; Erinaceidae
Gene: CPSF1
Product: cleavage and polyadenylation specific factor 1
Exons: 37
Coding region: 240-4574 (1444 amino acids)
Cellular component (GO): nucleus; mRNA cleavage and polyadenylation specificity factor complex
Molecular function (GO): protein binding; nucleic acid binding
Source: RefSeq, a predicted model, not a curated record
UUCCUCUACCGGCCGCAAGGCGUCGUUGUCGCCCCGUGGCUUCUCGGCCUGCGCCGCAGCCCGGAACCUCUUUUGCUGAGCUCGGGACGCGGCCGGAACGCGUCCGUCGCCGUCCCGCUCCCUCUGGAGCCGACUCCAACCGGCAGGCGGGUGGGCUCGGGAGCGGGCAGGGGCGCCAGGCCGGGGUCGUGCGAGGUCAGCUCGCGUCGCGCUGAGCCCCCUGCAGCCCGGCCGGCGCCAUGUACGCCGUGUACAAGCAGGCUCACCCGCCCACCGGGCUGGAGUUCUCCAUGUACUGCAACUUUUUCAACAACAGCGAGCGCAACCUCGUGGUGGCCGGCACCUCGCAGCUCUACGUGUAUCGGCUCAACCGCGACGCUGAGGCACCAACCAGGAAUGACAGGAGCACAGAGGGACGGGCCCACCGGGAACACCGGGAAAAGCUGGAGCUGGUGGCCUCCUUCUCCUUCUUUGGCAAUGUCAUGUCCAUGGCCAGCGUUCAGCUGGCUGGAGCCAAGCGAGAUGCCCUGCUUCUGAGCUUCAAAGAUGCCAAGCUGUCGGUGGUGGAGUAUGACCCAGGCACCCAUGACCUGAAAACCCUGUCCCUGCACUACUUUGAGGAGCCUGAGCUGCGGGAUGGGUUUGUGCAGAAUGUGCACACACCAAGGGUGCGCGUGGACCCCGACGGGCGCUGUGCAGCCAUGCUCAUCUACGGAACGCGGCUGGUGGUCCUGCCCUUCCGCAGAGAGAGCCUGGCUGAGGAGCACGAGGGGCUCAUGGGCGAGGGGCAGAGGUCCAGCUUCCUGCCCAGCUACAUCAUCGAUGUGCGGGCCCUGGACGAGAAGCUGCUGAACAUCGUGGACCUGCAGUUCCUGCACGGCUACUACGAGCCCACCCUGCUCAUCCUGUUUGAGCCCAACCAGACCUGGCCGGGGCGUGUGGCUGUGCGACAAGACACGUGCUCCAUCGUGGCCAUCUCACUGAACAUCACGCAGAAAGUGCACCCUGUCAUCUGGUCCCUCACCAGCCUGCCUUUUGACUGUACCCAGGCCCUGGCAGUGCCCAAGCCCAUAGGUGGGGUGGUGAUCUUUGCUGUCAACUCCCUGCUGUACCUGAACCAGAGUGUCCCCCCCUAUGGCGUGGCUCUCAACAGUCUCACCACCGGCACGACUGCUUUCCCUCUCCGUACCCAAGAGGGCGUGCGAAUCACCCUGGACUGUGCCCAGGCAGCCUUCAUCUCCUAUGACAAGAUGGUCAUCUCCCUCAAGGGUGGUGAGAUCUACGUGCUGACCCUCAUCACCGAUGGCAUGCGCAGCGUCCGUGCCUUCCACUUUGACAAGGCAGCCGCCAGCGUGCUCACCACCAGCAUGGUCACUAUGGAGCCUGGGUACCUGUUCCUUGGCUCCCGCCUCGGCAACUCUCUGCUCCUCAAGUACACAGAGAAGUUGCAGGAGUCCCCUGCCAGCGCCGUCCGAGAGGCUACUGACAAGGAAGAGCCUCCCUCCAAGAAGAAACGAGUGGACUCAACAGGGAGCUGGUCCGGGGCCAAAUCGGUGCCACAGGACGAGGUAGAUGAGAUCGAGGUGUAUGGCAGUGAAGCCCAGUCAGGCACCCAACUGGCCACCUACUCCUUUGAGGUGUGUGACAGCAUUCUUAACAUAGGACCGUGUGCCAAUGCUGCCAUGGGGGAACCUGCCUUCCUUUCAGAAGAGUUUCAGAACAGCCCAGAACCAGACCUGGAGAUUGUGGUUUGCUCUGGUUAUGGGAAGAAUGGGGCUCUCUCAGUGCUGCAGAAGAGCAUCCGGCCCCAGGUGGUGACGACCUUUGAACUCCCUGGCUGCUAUGACAUGUGGACAGUCAUCGCUCCAGUGCGGAAGGAGCAGGAGGAGACCUCCAAGACGGAGGGGUCAGAGCAGGAAUCUAGCACCCCGGAAGCAGAUGAUGAUGGGCGAAGGCACGGCUUCCUCAUCUUGAGCCGGGAGGACUCCACCAUGAUCCUGCAGACUGGCCAGGAAAUCAUGGAGCUGGACACCAGUGGCUUUGCCACACAGGGUCCCACAGUUUUCGCAGGCAACAUUGGUGACAACCGCUACAUUGUGCAAGUGUCUCCACUUGGGAUCCGCCUGUUGGAAGGAGUGAACCAGCUACACUUCAUCCCAGUGGACCUGGGCUCCCCCAUUGUGCAGUGCGCUGUGGCCGACCCCUACGUGGUCAUCAUGAGUGCUGAGGGCCACAUCACCAUGUUCCUGCUUAAGAGUGACUCGUAUGGGGGCCGUCACCACCGCCUAGCCCUGCACAAGCCCCCACUGCACCAUCAAUCCAAGGUGAUCGCUCUGUGUGUGUACCGAGAUGUCAGUGGCAUGUUCACCACCGAGAGCCGCCUAGGCGGGACUCGAGAGGAGCUGGGAGGCCGCACUUGCUCAGAGGCAGAGGGCCAGGGCCUGGAGACCAGCCCCACGGUGGACGAUGAGGAGGAGAUGCUGUAUGGGGACUCAGGCUCCCUCUUCAGCCCCUGCAAGGAGGAGACACGCCGAAGCAACCAGCCUCCCGCUGACAAGGACCCCACGCCCUUCCGGACAGAGCCCACCCACUGGUGCCUGCUGGUUCGGGAGAAUGGAACCAUGGAGAUCUACCAGCUCCCUGACUGGCGGCUGGUAUUCCUGGUGAAGAACUUCCCUGUGGGGCAGCGUGUCCUGGUGGACAGCUCCUUUGGGCAGCCCACCACACAGGGGGAGGCCCGCAAGGAAGAGACCACUCGUCAAGGGGAGCUGCCCCUUGUCAAGGAGGUGCUUCUGGUGGCACUAGGGAGCCGGCAGAGCAGGCCCUACCUGUUGGUGCACGUGGACCAAGAACUGCUCAUCUACGAGGCCUUCCCUCAUGACUCUCAGAUCAGCCAGGGCAACCUUAAAGUUCGCUUCAAGAAGGUCCCCCACAACAUCAACUUCCGUGAGAAGAAGCUGAAGCUGUCUAAGAAGAAGGCAGAAGGCAGCAACACUGAGGAGGGUGCCGGGACCCGGGGUCGCGUAGCUCGAUUCCGAUACUUUGAGGACAUUUAUGGCUACUCAGGGGUCUUCAUCUGCGGCCCUUCGCCCCACUGGCUCCUGGUGACCAGCAGGGGGGCCCUGCGGCUACACCCCAUGGGCAUUGAUGGUGCUAUUGACUCUUUUGCACCAUUCCACAAUGUCAACUGUCCCCGAGGCUUCCUGUACUUUAAUAGACAGGGCGAGUUGAGGAUCAGUGUCCUGCCUGCCUACCUGUCCUAUGAUGCACCCUGGCCUGUCAGGAAGAUCCCGCUGCGCUGCACAGCCCACUAUGUGGCCUACCAUGUAGAGUCCAAGGUGUACGCUGUGGCCACCAGCACCUACACUCCAUGCACCCGCAUUCCACGCAUGACAGGAGAAGAAAAGGAGUUCGAGAACAUUGAGAGAGAUGACCGCUACAUCCACCCCCAGCAGGAGGCUUUCUCCAUCCAGCUCAUCUCCCCAGUCAGCUGGGAGGCCAUCCCCAAUGCCAGGAUUGAGCUGGAGGAGUGGGAGCACGUGACAUGCAUGAAGACGGUGUCGCUGCGCAGCGAGGAGACUGUGUCUGGCCUCAAGGGCUACGUGGCGGCAGGGACCUGCCUCAUGCAGGGGGAGGAGGUCACAUGCCGUGGGCGGAUCCUGAUCAUGGAUGUGAUCGAGGUGGUGCCAGAGCCUGGCCAGCCCCUGACCAAGAACAAGUUCAAGGUUCUAUACGAGAAGGAGCAGAAGGGUCCUGUGACUGCCCUGUGCCACUGUAAUGGCCACCUGGUGUCAGCCAUUGGCCAGAAGAUCUUCCUAUGGAGCCUGCGGGCCAGCGAGCUGACAGGCAUGGCCUUCAUCGACACCCAGCUCUACAUCCACCAGAUGAUCAGUGUCAAGAACUUCAUUCUGGCUGCCGACGUCAUGAAGAGCAUCUCCCUGCUGCGCUACCAGGAGGAGAGCAAAACACUGAGCCUGGUGUCCCGGGAUGCCAAGCCUCUGGAGGUUUACAGCAUAGACUUCAUGGUGGAUAAUGCCCAGCUGGGUUUCCUGGUGUCUGACCGGGACCGAAACCUCAUGGUAUAUAUGUACCUUCCCGAAGCCAAGGAGAGCUUUGGGGGCAUGCGCCUACUGCGCAGGGCAGACUUCCACGUGGGUGCCCACGUGAACACCUUCUGGAGGACCCCAUGCCGGGGGGCUGCCGAGGGUUCCAGCAAGAAGUCAGUGGUGUGGGAGAACAAGCACAUUACGUGGUUUGCCACUCUGGAUGGUGGCAUUGGGCUCCUGCUGCCCAUGCAGGAGAAGACGUACAGACGGCUGUUGAUGCUGCAGAAUGCUCUCACCACCAUGCUGCCCCACCAUGCUGGCCUCAACCCUCGUGCCUUCCGGAUGCUGCAUGUGGAUCGGCGCAUCCUGCAAAAUGCCGUGCGCAAUGUGUUGGAUGGGGAGCUGCUUAACCGCUACCUGUACCUGAGCACCAUGGAGCGCAGCGAGCUAGCCAAGAAGAUUGGCACCACACCUGACAUCAUCCUGGACGACUUGUUGGAGACGGAUCGUGUCACCUCCCACUUCUAGACCCGGGUUACUGCCACUGCCCCACCCCUUUUGUACAAAACAUAAAAAGAGAAAGAUUUUUUGGACUGA